AUGAACUGCCAACUUUGGAAAAUAAAAAUAUUUGUUGAUAUUAACUGUCGAUAAUAACAAAGAACCGUCAAAGGUUUUAAACAGCGUAGAAAGUUUCACAAGCGAAACUAGUCUGAUUUUAAAUGCGUGUUAUUAUUAAUAUAACCAGCAGAUGACGCAGUGCACACGGAAGUAAACGUUUUUGUGUACAUAAUGGCGAACAUCUAUAUAUUUUUAUUUAAUUAAAUAAUGUAACAUGAUACACUUUAAAUUAUAACAAAUGUCAAUAAUUAAAGUAUCUAUGUAAUAUAAAACUAUUUCGUUCAUUUAAACACGUCAUGACCGGGGAUGCAAACACAAAUUAAAUCCCUUAAACAUGCAUUCGUUUUUUUAUUAUUAUUAAGUGAUUGUAAUGCGUCGCAAAUAUAAAAUUAGCUAAAUCAAUGAGUAAUACGAUCAGUUGUAAACUUCGUUCUCGUAAAGUUUCACCGGAAGCUGAAAGUGAGUGUUUCCGGUACGCGUGGCCGCUUCUGUGACAGCUGCUGCUGCUCGAGACAGAGAAGAUGAUUUCGCUCAGCGACUCGCAGAAAAUAGGAAUGGGGCUGACAGGAUUUGGGGUAUUCUUCCUGUUUUUUGGGAUGAUCCUGUUUUUUGAUAAAGCUCUACUUGCCAUAGGAAAUAUCUUGUUCGUUGUAGGUCUGGCGUUCGUCAUCGGGUUGGAAAGGACCUUCAGGUUCUUCUUCCAGAAGCACAAAAUGAAAGCCACCAGCUUCUUCUUGGGAGGCGUCUUCGUGGUGCUGAUAGGAUGGCCCAUCGUCGGAGUCGUCCUAGAGUUUUAUGGCUUCUUUCUUUUAUUUAGGGGUUUUUUCCCAGUGGUGGUGGGCUUCAUCAGAAGGAUUCCUGUGUUGGGCUAUUUGCUCAAUCUUCCCUUCAUUAGCGGGCCGUCCUAAGGCUGAGCGGACAGUCGGCCAACUUGUACGUGGACAAAAUGAGCGAAAGCAACAACAUGGUUUAACAGACUCUUUUCUUACUGCUUAUUUAUGACGGCUUUUGUUCAGUCGUGUCUCCAUCACAAGGACAUCUGACUGAUAUUUACAUCAGCGAGGAAAACAAGCCAAAACAUAAACACAUCCCUCAAGAGUUUUCCCCAGCGCAGACCUUCUGAAGACGUUUGCGGCUGGCUCUUGAGGAACGCUCUGUCGAAUGUGUGGAAGAGACUUCUGGAAGUCUGCUUUCUGUUACAGUACCGGCCUUGUCUGGCUUGUGUUUUAAGCUGGAGGUUGACUACAUCUUUUUUUUUUUUUUGCUCCUUUUUCCCCAUCACGCCUGCUGAAACUGCAAAGGUGAUAGUUACACUUUCUUUUGUGAAAUUAAACGUUACUAAUUAUCAGGCUGGCAUACAGAGAUGUUAUUGUUUUUAUUAUUAAUAUUAUUAAUUUUAUUCAUAAGGUACUAUUAUAUAUUAUUUCUCUGUCUUUAAUGGUUUAUGUCCAACCUUUGUCACUGUAAAAAUCCCUGAACUGGGAUUUGCAAAUGAUUGAGCUGCCACAAAGUUUUGUAAAUAUAUAUUUAAAAAAAUACUGUUAUUACUAUUA
Messenger RNA from Danio rerio (zebrafish), 1574 nucleotides. The record is from RefSeq and is a predicted model, not a curated record. Lineage: Eukaryota; Metazoa; Chordata; Actinopteri; Cypriniformes; Danionidae.